CUUGUAUUAAAGGAUACCGUCGCCGCGCCCUGCCCGUGCUCUACAGCCUACCUCUAUUUUGAUGUUGGUGCGCAACGACGUUCAAGACCCGGAAGUAAUACUUGUUUACAAGGGAAGCGAGUAGAAAUAUAGUGAGUGUCUCUAGAAGCGGAAUAUUACCAGUUUUUCUCGUGUUUUAGAUCAACAUAAUGUGAAACCAGUCGGCCCAUAUAUUUUUAAAGUUAAGUCCUAAAUAAUUUUAAUCAUUACGUGAUUGUAUGGUAUCCAGACCUAUUUGACAUCAGAUGGAUCCUGGAUCUGUCAUCGGUUUCGCUGUAAGUGAACGUUAAAUGAAGCCCAUCACAACCUUGACAGUCAGUAAUCGGUAACUUCAGGUCAUUUAUGUCAGAAGUGUAACCUUUGAAGUGAAAAUCUUUGAAAGCAGUGGCACCAAUACUUUUUCCAAACAUCGAGGACAAACAUUGAACGUGCAGUUGUCGCCGGUCGUUUCCCACGGCUCAUUCCAUCAGUAGUCAGAAAAUGUCUAAAAUUGAAAGGCUGAAUGCGCGGGUCUCUAAACUGCUGACGGCAGCGGUCCACGAAGUCCUGGAAGUGGUGAAGGAUACGGUGUCGGAGUACCAGGAGAAAACCGCCAGAACUCAGAGGGAGAACGAAAGACUACAGAGGAAACUCCAGGAACAACAGCACAAGUUUGACCGAGAAUUGGCACGAGUAUCCAGAUCAAGUCCUCCAAGGCAGACUAGCCAAUCAGAACAGUGUAAAUGCUCCUGUAAAGAGCUUCAGAUCUCCAAGGGAACAGACAAGCCAGAGCUAAAGGUGGAGUCCAGAGCGACUCCUGCAGACGAGGUGAAGAAUCAUCUGGACUCAAAGGCAGAAUCCCCGGCCAGCGUUGAGCAGGUGUUCACAAACUGCAGUGAACUGGCUUCAUGUAUCUCCCUGUUGGAGACAGAAGAUUCACAAUCUGGGAACUCUGAAGACGGCUCAGCACAUGUAGAAAGCGUCCUGUUCCCCCAUGGGCUCUCAGUGGAUAACCCCAACACACCCAUUCAGCAAGGCAUACCAACAGACAUUAAUAUCAUCAAAGCAGAGCCUGAACUUCUGGAAUAUUCCCUUUCCCCGCAGCCAGUGCCCCAGAACUCGGUGUACGACAACGAGGAGCCCAACCCAGACCCUAACUCCAGCACAGCCCCGAGUGACGUCCAGUUAGGCCUCCACUCGCCCAGAGCUGAUGUUGCGGACGAGGUGCACUACAUCCACUCCGACACGCUCAACGCCUUUGUGGAGUCGUUUCCGUUCGAGAGGACCCAGGGGCUGGCAGCUGAGGCAUGGACCCAGCAUCAGCAGCAGCAUCAGCAGCAGCAGCAGCGCUUCUUAGGCCGGGAGGAGAGCCAUCGCUGUCUGCUGUGUGGGAAGACCUUCAGCCGCCUCGGAAACCUGCGCAUCCACCAGCGCUGCCACACGGGCGAGAAGCCGUACACCUGCGGCCACUGCGGCCGACGCUUCAGCCACGCCGGAAACCUCCAGAAGCACAAGCGCGUGCACACCGGGGAGCGGCCGUACGGAUGCCAUCAGUGCGGCAAGAUGUUCAGCCAGUCCACCCACCUCAAGAAGCACCAGAGGAUCCACAGCUUCCGCCACCUCAGUGUGGGAUGAGGGGGGCAUGCGAUUGGUUGGGAGCCAGAAACAGGGAAACAGGAAGUGUGUGGGCUGAAGGGCACGUGAUUGGGUGAGAGCCAGACAUUACAGGGGGAGAAAAACACUGAGAGAAGAAUGAAUGGGCGAGUUUGUAAUGCUAAACACUAAUCGAAUCAGCCAUUUUUUUUUUUGCUUUACUCAAGCCACUGUCAGACUUACUCAGUGAUUCUAGCUAUGUACUUUUAUGUGGAGUUAUGAGUGCGUUCCAAGUCUCCAUUCAUUUAGAUAGGAGCCUGAUCUUGUGAGACCGCGGCUAAUGAGGCGUAGCCAAGAUGGUCGCUGAAUGCACCUUUGCCUGUAAGGACUUCGGUGCGAGACCAACGCCGGAGGCUGAGGUGGAUCUAUGACUUACUGGUCUGUUUCUUGCCAGUGGGUUUGGUGACGCGUCUCGCUCUCGAGAGCUCACCACAUGUGGCACAGCGGUUACGCGGUGGGUUUGGUGUUUGUGAAACUGAAAUAACUAUGAUUCAGUCAUAGAAAGACUCGUCUGUAACUGUGUUUGUGAAACUGAGAUAACUGUGAUUCAGUCAUAGAAAGACUCGUCUGUAACUGUGUUUGUGCGAGGUUACCAUGUCAACAACCAUGAAAAAGGGCGGGCCAGUGACACCAGAAGAUCCAGAAAAAAGAGGAACUUUUUCACUGUUUAUUCUGGCUUGGUCAAAUAUCCCCCCCCCCACUCUACAUACUGCAUCGUGUUUGACUUUGAAAUCUGUCUUUUUUUAAAUUAGCUCAUAAUAAUCCUAUCCAUUGAUGCACAGAUAAUGAUGGACCUAAGAAAUAUUGAAACACUAGGCUUUUGCAUUCUGUUGUGUUUAUAUUAUCUUGAUAUAUGUACUAUAGGUCCUUCUGACACAUAACAUGUCCACUUGUGGUUGUCUCUCAUUGGCUGUUGAAUGUCAAACUAUUGAAAGUGAGUGAGUACACAAUACAGGCAAGAAGAAAAUUUCAAAACACAUUUUAAACAUCACUGUUUUGAGGGUUUGCUUAAAUCUGGGCAAGUUCAUAAUUACUGUUUUGCAUAAUAAUAAAAGGGUGUAUAUCUUUCCAAAA
This is a messenger RNA of Clupea harengus (Atlantic herring), 2745 nucleotides long. RefSeq lists its product as uncharacterized. NCBI's taxonomy places the organism in Eukaryota, Metazoa, Chordata, Actinopteri, Clupeiformes, Clupeidae. The record is from RefSeq and is a predicted model, not a curated record. Gene Ontology annotation, biological process: regulation of transcription by RNA polymerase II. Gene Ontology annotation, molecular function: RNA polymerase II cis-regulatory region sequence-specific DNA binding; DNA-binding transcription factor activity, RNA polymerase II-specific.